AUGACUCGUAAGUUUUUCGUCGGAGGAAACUGGAAGAUGAACGGAGAUUUCGCCUCUGUGGACGGAAUCGUCACCUUCCUCAACCAGUCGGCAGAUAAUGCCUCGGUCGACGUUGUCGUAGCUCCACCGGCACCAUACUUGGCGUAUGCUAAAUCCCACUUGAAGGCUGGAGUCCUUGUUGCUGCUCAAAACUGCUACAAAGUUCCAAAAGGUGCCUUCACUGGAGAAAUCUCUCCAGCCAUGAUCAAGGAUCUUGGCCUCGAGUGGGUCAUCUUGGGACACUCCGAACGCCGUCACGUUUUCGGAGAAACUGAUGCCCUCAUUGCCGAGAAGACUGUCCAUGCCCUCGAAUCUGGUAUCAAGGUGAUCUUCUGCAUCGGAGAGAAGCUCGAGGAGCGCGAAGCUGGACAAACCAAGGAUGUCAACUUCCGUCAGCUUCAAGCCAUCGUCGACAAAGGAGUUAGCUGGGACAAUAUCGUCGUUGCCUACGAGCCCGUCUGGGCUAUCGGAACUGGAAAGACCGCUUCUCCGGAACAGGCUCAGGAAGUUCACGAAUGGAUUCGUGAGUUCCUCAAGGAGAAGGUCUCUCCAGCGGUCGCCGACUCAACCCGCAUAAUCUACGGAGGAUCUGUCACAGCUGACAAUGCCGCCGAGCUCGGAAAGAAGGCAGACAUCGACGGAUUCUUGGUCGGAGGAGCGUCCUUGAAGCCGGAUUUCGUCAAAAUCAUCAACGCCAGAUCUUAA
Molecule: messenger RNA, 744 nt
Organism: Caenorhabditis remanei
Lineage: Eukaryota; Metazoa; Nematoda; Chromadorea; Rhabditida; Rhabditidae
Exons: 4
Coding region: 1-744 (247 amino acids)
Biological process (GO): glyceraldehyde-3-phosphate biosynthetic process; glycerol catabolic process; glycolytic process
Cellular component (GO): cytosol
Molecular function (GO): triose-phosphate isomerase activity
Source: RefSeq, a predicted model, not a curated record